Messenger RNA from Annulohypoxylon truncatum, 1590 nucleotides. RefSeq names its product NAD dependent epimerase/dehydratase. The transcript has a single exon. Lineage: Eukaryota; Fungi; Ascomycota; Sordariomycetes; Xylariales; Hypoxylaceae. The coding region runs from base 628 to 1542 and encodes 304 amino acids. The record is from RefSeq and is a predicted model, not a curated record.
AAACGCUAAGCUAAAGGAAAACUCCCAGUUGGUACACUGCGAACUUUUCAGGCCCUUCUUAUGAUUGAGUAUGAAUUUGAGGGGCGGCCUUUCACUGGGCUGAAAAGAAAGACUAUUAGGCGUCCUAGUGGACUUUUGCAGCUUACAUGUUAUGUGUUGUCAAUGACAAACUCAUCUCAUCUUAUUAGGUAAACUGUCUUAGUAGGUAGCACGUACUGUUCAGCGCUCUUCAAAGUUCUAUGAAGUAUUCGUACUCCUGCGAUGCCGUAGGACCUUUCUAUUGAAGUUCUGUAGAAAGUUGGUAUUAGUACAAGUGUAUAAAUGCGUAAACUCUCGAUAGACUUCCUCAUAUCUUCCUAGAGUGGCCAGGCCGUCCUUUAUAACUCCCGCUGUCGAACAUAAUAACUUCUUCCGGAAGCAUUCGAUGUAGCUGAGACCUCCGUCCCUAAAUACACUAAGUUCUACCGUUACAGUUACCGCAGGUAGUAGGUACUUUGAUUGGUUGCCACAACGUCUGGUAUAACGAAACUCCUAUCACCAAAUAAUCCCCUUUACUAGACAACCCCUUCUUCCAUUUCAUUAGCUGUUGGACUCAGGCUACAAUUUGUCUAUACGUCAACAGCAGGCAUGUCGACGAGUUCCAGGCAAAAAAAGAUUCUCGUCUGCGGCGCCACCGGCAACCAGGGCUCAGGGGUAGUCCAACACUGUCUCAAGGCUGGACAAGCCGUGUUCGCUCUCGUCAGAGACGUAACAUCAACAUCAGCGCAGAAACUACAAGAUAGCGGCGCCACGCUCGUUGAGGGCAACUUCGACGAUGUCGAAUCUCUGCAACGCGCCACAGCCACCGUGGACGCCGUCUUCUUCACCGCGACCUACACGCUCGGGUCAGAGACGGACCUGCGCCACGCCAACAACAUCAUAGCAGCGGCUAGGCAGUCCGAUACCGUGUCGACUAUCAUCUACACGGGCUCGGCGAGCAUGGACCGCAUCCUCGCGCACCCUAUGUUUGGGCCCGAGUACUCUGAGUAUGAGUAUUGGACCACGAAACGCCGGCUCGAGACGCUGGUCCGCGAGUCCGGGAUCGCAAACUGGGUCAUCGUAAGGCCGGCGUGGUUCAUGCAGAACUUCCUCCCGCCUAUUUCGGACUUCGUGUUCCCUGGGCUGGCUGAUAAGAGGGUCAUGCCUGUUGCGUGGAAACCGGAGACUAGGGUUGAGAUGGUGGAUGGGUCUGAGGUUGGGGUCGUCGCCGCGGCUGCGGUUGCGGAUGUUGAGAAGUACAGCGGGCGGGUGAUUGAGUUAGCUGCUGAGGCUUUGACGCUGGAUGAGGUUGCAGAAGUGUUGAGUAAGGUCUCGGGAUCGCAGGUGAAGGUUGAUUAUAUGAACCCGAAGCAGCUAAUGUCGCUACUGGGACCGUAUGGAGGACAUGUUGCCGAACACCAGGUCAUGCAUAAUGAGCUUGGACAUUUUAUAGAUCUGGAGAAGACGAAUAGGGAGUUCAAGCUUACGGGCUUUGAGGAGUUCCUACAGAGAGCUCUUCAUUAGGCUUUACAUAUAUGGAAUCGCAAGUAAAAUAUAUUAAGGAGGUUCAGG